This is a messenger RNA of Dalotia coriaria, 4146 nucleotides long. RefSeq lists its product as uncharacterized. The transcript is spliced from 8 exons. The coding region runs from base 202 to 3966 and encodes 1254 amino acids. The record is from RefSeq and is a predicted model, not a curated record. NCBI's taxonomy places the organism in Eukaryota, Metazoa, Arthropoda, Insecta, Coleoptera, Staphylinidae.
UAUAGCUUAAUGUUUGCCGUGGUUUGCUGUCUUCGCCGCUUGGUUUGGCGGGCGGGCCUAUCUUUUGAAAUGUGUAACGUGCUUGAAACAUCAUGUUUACAAUAUUCGGUCUGACGGUCUUACAAUAACACUACCUACUAAAAAUUCGAAUGCUUUCAACAGUACCCUGGAGAUACAAAAAGGUUAAGUGUAGUUGUAAUAAUGAAUACUUCUCAACAUAUUCAUCAAAUAGAGGAUGUGCAGAUAUUGAAAGACAAAAUUUUAAAAAUAGACUCAAUUUUCACAUUGGUUGCUGAAAAGCAAAGAAAAAUAGCUGUCUUGGAAACUAAGUGUAAAAGAGCACAGCAGGACAAUAACAAAUUAGAAAGUCAAAAUCAUGAAUUACAUAGUGAGAUUGAAAGAAGAAAUAAGGACCAUGAACAGACAACAAAUGAAUAUCAGGCAAAAUUAUUGGAUGAGAUUCAAAAGUACCAUCUAUUGGAGGAUUCAGUAAAAAAAAUUAAGAACAAUAAUAAAAGGGUUAUUCAGAAGUACCAGAAAAUAUUUGCCAAGAAUAAAAAUCAUCUAAAUGCAACUAAGAAGAAAUAUGCUUUACACAUCAACCAGUUAAAAAGAACAAUUAAAUAUUUACGAAUCAAAUUGAAAAAAUAUGAUCUAGGAAAAGAAAACAAACAACCAUUAGUGGAAGAAUCUGCAGCCCAAACAGGUUGUAAGCAGCCUAUUCAAAUUUUGCAGAACCUUAUAAUAAAACCCCCUAACAAACAAGAAGAAGCAUAUGACAUUGAUCGUUUGUUAAAUGAGAUGACGGUUUUGCCGGAGUUGAUGAGGCCAUUUGAGGAGGAAGUAUGCCACAGAGAUGCCCAAACACAAACCACCAGAUCAAACGUAACUCGUCCUGUACAAACAGACUCUUUGACCACAGCACGAAAAGAAACUCAAACAUAUAUCAGAUCAAUUCACACUGAUGUUCAAUGUAAUUUAGAUAUUGAAGAAAAGAAAAAUAGUUCAUCAGAUACAAAGAAGUUAUUCAAAUCACAAUCAAUACAAACUGAUCUACCUAGUAAUAUCAAGAACACACAAACAAUGAACAUAAAACUAAGGACUUCGUCAGCACAAACCAAUUUUAUUGAAAAGAAAAUCACUAUGAAACAAGCUGUGGCCGCUCUAAAGAAAUCCCGUAAAACAUUUUCAAUAAGUAAUGGAGUGCUACUUCAUUAUAGCAAGAAUCCUACGACAUGUUUGCCUUCCACUAACGGCUCUACACUUGCUAAAGUCGUUUACCGCCGCUUGAAAAAAUAUAUAGAUAAUCAAUAUCUAAACGUGGAUUCAAAAAAGCAUCGCAGAUCAUCUAAUAUUUUAUGCAUGCCCAAACAGCUUGAAAGAAGUAGAGAGCUGAUGCAAUUGUGCCGAUCUAGCUUGGCUAACAUGGGUGCAAUAUCGGACACUGAGAGUUCGGGGUAUGAAAGUCGGGCGAUGCAGCGGGCGCGAUGUUUUGAGGAUUUGUUGAUGGAUGGUCAAAUGACUCCUUCAAGUCAGGAUUCUGGGGUUCUAAGCGAUAUGGAAGUUGUGAAAGACUGGAGAUCCGAAAAAGUGGGCGAUAUCAAUUCAAUCUUGAAUGAAAUGCUCGUCGAUGUGCCUAAUCUCAUCCAACCUUUUGAUAAUGAUAAUGAUUACGUUGAGGAUUUAUUAGAAGAUAAUAUUGUGUCUGUGCCUCAAGAUAAUCAUGCUAUACCUACUGAAAUUCGUACUGAAAUAAGGCAGGUAGAGAAACCAAGAAAAAGGCCCGUGAAUCGUAUGCAAAUGUUGAAAAGAGGAAUUAAAAAAUGUAAUCAAAUAAAUAUUUUUCGAACACCCAAAGUAGAUCAAGAACAAAUGCCACAAGUAAACAUACCUCAGUGUAAGAAUGCUACAGUACGGAAUACUGCAUUUGAAAAUAAACGGAAAUGCAUCGGUUCAAACAAAGUUGUGGUAACAGCUUCUGCUUUAAAGCUGGAUAUGGAUCAUACUUAUGCUGCACAAUAUAGUAUCAAUAAUAAACCAAAGAAAACCGCUAGCAAGCCAAAUAAUGUAAUAACAUCUCCGAUUUUACAGAAUUUCCAAAUUGAAGACAUUUGUUCAACCCCUAUGGAAAUUUGUCCUUACUUUGGCUCUUUGGACAUGUUGGAUGUUGCUGAAAAUGUAGUGACAAUUUCCGAGGCAUAUGAACCUACCACUUCUAAUAAUACCCAGACAUCUGAAAAGCUUGAGAAAUUUUAUAAAAUUGCAACUGGAAGUAGCAACUUAAAAGAAUCGCUUGUUCGGGUUGACUCACAAAUCAUCAAUUUGAGCAAUGAAACCUCCGUUGACGAGGUGCCCAACUGUGGUUUAGAACAGAAGAGACGAAAAUCCCAAUUACUGCAAAAUUCUCCAUUCAUUGAACAUGUUAAUGUGACUGAUAAAAAGGUUGAAGAAGUGUGUUUGCAAUGGGUAAAUCAAGAUCCUACGACACCAAAAUUGAACAAAAUUACUAUUGAUCAAGAAUUUCAACGAAUGAGAAAACGCUGUAUUAACUCUAGUUGUAAAACGGCUAAUAUCCUCCCCAAAGCUUCCAAGAAUGCAUGCGUGGAACCUGAAGAGAAAAGCGAUGCUUCCGAAUGCCCACAUGACAUUAUUGGUGAACCAAUUGAAAAACCUGAGAUGGUAAACAACAAAAGACAUAAAUCACCAUCGCUAAGUCCUCAAAGUAGCAUUAGCAUUCAUCAAAUGACAACAAGAAGCGCAAAAACUACAGAAUCGCCUAACACUCAAGAUGGUACAAGUGGGGAGAUCCAGCCAAGCUCGGUUAGUAACUGUGUUUUGAAAAGAAAAAGAGAACCAUCUUGUAAUGACCAAACUAAUGAAGAAACGAUUGAUACAAGUGAACACCAAAAUGAAUCAGAAGAUCAUAGUAAACUUGGCUGCAAUGAUGCAGACAUUAAUAUACAUAAGAAAGUGUCAUAUAGAACAAUCAAAACGGCCCUUGAUAGAUUUGUUUGGCUUAAGGGUAAUGCGCGUAUAUGUAAAUUGGAUGUUCAGCUAUUGAAAACUGUGAAAGCUUUUCAACUUAUCGAUUAUAUAAUACUAUACUUAAGCGCAGACAAAGGCGAAACCGAGAAGCCAAAGAGUACCACCACAAUGGAGCCUCUUCUUACAAUAAGGCAAAAAGUAAUUUUGGGAUUGUUAUUACGAAUUGAACGCGAAUUAAAUAGCGCAGACUACGUAACACUACUGAUAAGUAACAUAGAGAAACACUUACUUUUCAAUGUGAAGUUUAAACCGGAAUGCUUAGAGAACCUCUCUCGUUUCUACACGGCCCUGUGUCGUCUCAAACAGAAAAAACAUCGUGUGCGGGUUUUCCUUGCCGACCUUCUCUACCAUAAUCCAUCACAUAAAUUUGUCAUCAUCUACACGAUUGUAACAAGUUGGCUUAACGUUCUGCAGCCCUACAAAGAUGUUACAACAGAUGCUGGCUUUGAUCACGUUUUGGCCCAUAUUGCAAUGACCCAGCCGAAUCAACCUACCACAAACACAAACAUAGUUGGCUACAUACAUGAUAAUUGUAUAGGGGUUUUUAAGAACUUACUUGUGACUUAUUACAACUUUCCCAGGACUGAGUUUUGCGUUGACGACCUUACAAUGUCCCUCCUCGAGUCGUUCAUGUGCGGUGGCCACGUACAAUUUGAGACUGCAAUCUUGAUCCUAUGCGUUCACAGUUCAGCGCAGUGGACCUACGAAAAAGUUCAAUUAAUUGGAGAAUUGUGCAAAGUCAGUACAGAUGUGGAAGUGGUCCGCAAUUUGUUAAAAUUAAUUGCGAACAUCGCUAAGAAAAUAGAUACUGAUUACAAUGAUAAGAUUCGAAAAUUCCAGUCCGAAUUAUUUGCUCACUUGACCGUCACAAAUACAGCAAUGCAGUUGGAUGAUCUUAAACAUUUGUCUGAUAGUUCAUGAUACCUCAGUUACAUCUUAUAACAUAAAUACACUCUACAUCAAGUUAAAUGUUUAAAGCCAUUUAGAAUUAGUUUUGUUUUUUUAUGGAUUUUUAAAAAUAUUAUUUCGGAUGUGAUAUAGAAUAACGUUGUUUUGAGGCUUGAAACAUUUGUACAUUAAUAAAGCAGUUUUUGAAAUUCA